ACAAGCUCGAAUUUAUUGUGUGUGUUUUUAUACCAAAACAUAAAAAAUAUCAAAUCUAUGCAUUUCCAUUAGUCUGUAAUUGGCAGUAAAGGUUUUAAAAGUAGCUUGAGCAGACUAUCAGCAUCGGUUAGGGAGUAUGAUCAACUACAGCUGAUUGCAUUAUGAUGGUUUAUAUUUGGUAAUGAGCUCCAAGUAAUAUAUUAUCAGAUUUCUGGCUUGGGAAUCUAAAAGUGGCAGCUUUGGUAGAGACCAGUCUCUACUAUAAAAAGUUCAACAAAGAUGCUAUUACAUUUGUUAUAUAAGGACUGUAGACUUUAAAAGCCUCCCUGAUAGCCUAGACUCCUGUAGCAACUCCCAAAUACACAACUGGGUCUGCUAAAGAUCCCCAACACACAUAUGGACUGGGCAAUCAAACUCCAAUGAGUCCCUCAGCAGUUCUACAAGGACAAAGAAGAUGCUCCAGCGCCUGGACUAAGCCACAUUGCUUUUCUUUAACUAAACAAUAUGGUAAAAAUCUAUAAUAGAUAUGGAAAAUAUUAGACACACCUAAACACCAAUAAUAUCCUAAAAAUGAACCCUGACCUGCAAUGAAGUUGAAGUACAAAGAAAAAGACAGAGAUUCUAAAGGAUACUGGUUUAUGCACUAAAAAUACAUCAGACCAGAUCUUGCUUUAGAUCUAUUAUGACAUAGUAUUCUCCUAUACAGUAUUCUUUUGGCAUCUCCACUUACUGUUUUGAUUUUAACCAACCCUAUAGUUCAUUCUCGGAUCCAUAGCCCCUCCCCUCCACAGACAGACCUGCCUCUACUCAGCCUCCUUCAGCACCAGACCUCAAGAGUUGUGAAAGGAGCAGGUGAAUCUGGGAGCAGAUUAGUCUCACUUCAACUCGCCUCUUUUGUAUUGGACAAAACAUCUGGGCUGAUUUCAAUAACCAUGUCUCUGGCAAAGGACUUGUUGUACCCCAGUCUUGCAGACGAGAGGAGGAAACACAAGAAGAAGAGGCUGGUGCAGAACCCCAACUCCUACUUCAUGGAUGUCAAAUGCAUAGGCUGCUACAGGAUCUCCACCAUCUUCAGCCAUGCCCACACAGUGGUGGCCUGCCCCGGCUGCUCUGUGAUCCUCUGCAGCCCAGGAGGGGGGAAAUGCAGAUUGACCGCAGGCUGUGCCUUCAGGAAGAAAUGUUCCUGAGAUGCAAUUUGCCAAGACAUCCACUAGGAGGCAGCAGAAGGGACCAUGAAAAAAUCUGAUCAGAGCCACUCCGUGUGGCUUAAUAGAGACAUCACCUCUAUACGAUCUGCAACUUGUAAUUUCGAGAUAUUUUCACCCUCUUGUGGGUAUUAAUUACAACACGAAUAGAGGACCAUGCUUGUACACUCCAUUAUGCUCAAUGUAAAAUGUAUGAAGGCAAUUAUAGCAUAGAAAACCUCAAAAUGCAAAAGGAGUCAAAUCAAUCAGAACUUCUGUAAAACAUUUAUUGAGGGCUGAACAUGGAGGGGGUGGUAAAUGAAACAAAAAGAAAAGGACCUCAAUCAAAUUUUUAGGCCCCCUCCUAGGCCUUGACAUAAGCUGAGACCAUCACAACAAAAUAAAAUAAAACAUUUAAAGAAUUAAUUGUCUGUGUCAUGUGUUCUUUGGUCUUUGCAUUUCCCUUG
Molecule: messenger RNA, 1651 nt
Organism: Xiphophorus couchianus (Monterrey platyfish)
Lineage: Eukaryota; Metazoa; Chordata; Actinopteri; Cyprinodontiformes; Poeciliidae
Product: 40S ribosomal protein S27-like
Exons: 4
Coding region: 933-1187 (84 amino acids)
Biological process (GO): translation
Cellular component (GO): ribosome
Molecular function (GO): structural constituent of ribosome
Source: RefSeq, a predicted model, not a curated record